AUGAGGAAGUGGAUCCCAUUCUGGAAGUACUGUCUGGGACACAGUGAAUUAGAUGAGGAAGUGGAUCCCAUUCUGAAAAAGUCACUAAACAGGUCAGACCGUAUCUCAUUAACACCAAACUCUAGAGGUUACUACAGGUCAGACCGUAUCUCAUCAACACCAAACUCUAGAAGUCACUACAGGUCAGACCGUAUCUCAUCAACACCAAACUCUAGAAGUCACUACAGGUCAGACCGUAUCUCAUCAACACCAAACUCUAGAGGUUACUACAGGUCAGACCGUAUCUCAUCAACACCAAACUCUAGAGGUUACUACAGGUCAGACCGUAUCUCAUCAACACCAAACUCUAGAAGUCACUACAGGUCAGACCGUAUCUCAUCAACACCAAACUCUAGAGGUUACUACAGGUCAGACCGUAUCUCAUUAACACCAAACUCUAGAGGUUACUACAGGUCAGACCGUAUCUCAUUAACACCAAACUCUAGAGGUUACUACAGGUCAGACCGUAUCUCAUCAACACCAAACUCUAGAGGUUACUACAGGUCAGACCGUAUCUCAUCAACACCAAACUCUAGAGGUUACUACAGGUCAGACCGUAUCUCAUCAACACCAAACUCUAGAGGUUACUACAGGUCAGACCGUAUCUCAUCAACACCAAACUCUAGAGGUUACUACAGGUCAGACCGUAUCUCAUCAACACCAAACUCUAGAGGUUACUACAGGUCAGACCGUAUCUCAUCACCACCAAACUCUAGAGGUUACUACAGGUCAGACCGUAUCUCAUCAACACCAAACUCUAGAGGUCACUACAGGUCAGACCGUAUCUCAUCAACACCAAACUCUAGAAGUCACUACAGGUCAGACCGUAUCUCAUCAACACCAAACUCUAGAAGUUACUACAGGUCAGACCGUAUCUCAGGUCAGACCGUAUCUCAGGUCAGACCGUAUCUCAGGUCAGACCGUAUCUCAGGUCAGACCGUAUCUCAGGUCAGACCGUAUCUCAUCAACACCAAACUCUAGAGGUUACUACAGGUCAGACCGUAUCUCAUCAACACCAAACUCUAGAAGUCACUACAGGUCAGACCGUAUCUCAUCAACACCAAACUCUAGAAGUCACUACAGGUCAGACCGUAUCUCA
Oncorhynchus keta (chum salmon) is the source of this 1138-nucleotide messenger RNA. Its product is annotated as putative protein TPRXL. NCBI's taxonomy places the organism in Eukaryota, Metazoa, Chordata, Actinopteri, Salmoniformes, Salmonidae. The record is from RefSeq and is a predicted model, not a curated record. The transcript is spliced from 10 exons. The coding region runs from base 1 to 1020 and encodes 339 amino acids.